Messenger RNA from Durotheca rogersii, 1293 nucleotides. RefSeq names its product carbohydrate esterase family 1 protein. The record is from RefSeq and is a predicted model, not a curated record. Gene Ontology annotation, biological process: proteolysis. NCBI's taxonomy places the organism in Eukaryota, Fungi, Ascomycota, Sordariomycetes, Xylariales, Xylariaceae. Bases 183 to 1163 code for a protein of 326 amino acids. The transcript has 5 exons. Gene Ontology annotation, molecular function: serine-type peptidase activity; feruloyl esterase activity.
GCCGAUCCUCCCACUCUGGCUGUAAAUUUAUAAGGGAUCUAUCUACCUGUUGAGAUUGGCAGAUCGAGAUUUUUUGUGUCGUGAUGGCGUGUGGUUGGGAACUAGGAAGAUAUCAAGACCCACAUCCUCCGCACCCCCGACACCACCAACCACGCCCACACAGCUAGGACAGGGAGGAAACCAUGAGGCUCUCUAUAUACACAACCGCCAUCGCGGCAGCCAUUAUCACGGGUGCCUUCGCCGCCCCGGCCCGUGCCGACGACGCGUCCGUUUCCGCCGCGGCGGGCACGGCCGGCUGCAGCAAGCCGCAUCCGUUCCCGAGCGUGCCGCGGUACCGCAGCAUUGCCAGCGGCGGGCGAAGCCGGAGCUACUCGCUCCACCUGCCGAGCAACUUCAGCGAGAACACGCCGUACCCCGUCGUGCUAGGCUUUCACGGCUCCAGCAGCAUCGGGCUCUUCUUCGAGGUCGACACCAAGCUGAGCGAGAGCCGCUUCAGCGCCAACAAAAUAAUGGUCUACCCGAACGGCGUUGGAGGCGCCUGGGCUGGCGCGAACUACUCCGAGAUUUCUGUCGACGAGGAUCUGCAGUUCGUGUCGGACCUGCUCGACGACCUGCGCGCCGAGUACUGCGUCGACGAGAGCCGCAUCUACGCGACGGGCAUGUCCAACGGCGGGGGCUUCGUCAACACGAUCGCGUGCAGCGCGGCGGGCGCGGCGUUCGCGGCGUUCGCGGCGGCGUCGGGGUCGUUCUACACGGACAGCGGGGGCGCGGCGUCGGCGGCCUGCGCGCCGGCGCGCGCGCCGCUGCCGCUGCUCGAGAUCCACGGCGCCGCGGACGCGAGCGUGCGGUACGCCGGCGGCGCGGGCGAGGGCGGCGCGCUGCCGCCCGUCGCCGAGUGGCUCGCGCGCUGGGCCGCGCGCAACGCGUGCGGCGACGGCGCGCCCGCGUCCGUCGACCUGAGCUUCGGCGGCAAGGUGCGCCGCGAGAGGUGGACGUGCGGCGGCGCCGAGGGCGUCGUGGAGCACUGGCGCGUUGAAGACAUGGGACACUGCUGGGCCUCGACCGAAAUCAACUUCUCCCAGAUCGCGGCCGGCGAGGGGCCCACGUAUAUCCAGGCCUCGCGGAUCAUCAUGGACUUCUUCGACCGGUUCGCCAAGCCGUGAGUGGGGGGAAGAGGGCGAUUAAUUGUACAGGCGUGUGGAUAUGUAAGGAGUUCUUCUUGGGUUCGUUGUACAUAUCAUCGGAAUAAAUGACUAGGUAAUACCGCGCAUAGACCGUAUCCUCGGGGAAGGG